Messenger RNA from Uloborus diversus, 1479 nucleotides. RefSeq names its product actin, clone 403. Lineage: Eukaryota; Metazoa; Arthropoda; Arachnida; Araneae; Uloboridae. The coding region runs from base 160 to 1290 and encodes 376 amino acids. The record is from RefSeq and is a predicted model, not a curated record. Gene Ontology annotation, biological process: mitotic cytokinesis. The transcript is spliced from 6 exons.
AAUUUCUCUGAUAUAUAUACCCAUCACCCCUACGUCAGUUCUUGGGUCUUCGUUUUGCAAUUACUGAUACAGAGUUGUCCAUUUGCGAUCGGCUCUUUUUGUGGGGCGUAUCUCCUUAUAGAGUUCGUUGUUUCAUUAAUUCUUUAAAAAUUUCUCAGAAUGUGCGACGACGAAGUAGCCGCCCUUGUCGUUGACAAUGGAUCUGGUAUGUGCAAAGCUGGUUUUGCUGGGGAUGACGCCCCUAGAGCAGUCUUUCCAUCUAUUGUUGGAAGGCCUCGCCAUCAAGGUGUGAUGGUUGGCAUGGGCCAAAAAGACAGCUAUGUAGGUGAUGAAGCACAAUCUAAAAGAGGUAUCCUUACUCUUAAAUAUCCUAUUGAGCAUGGUAUUGUAACUAACUGGGAUGACAUGGAAAAAAUUUGGCAUCAUACAUUCUACAAUGAACUUAGAGUGGCCCCUGAAGAACAUCCUGUACUUCUUACUGAAGCUCCUCUGAACCCUAAAGCUAAUAGAGAAAAGAUGACACAAAUUAUGUUUGAAACAUUCAAUACUCCAGCUAUGUAUGUUGCAAUUCAAGCUGUAUUAUCAUUAUAUGCAUCUGGUAGGACUACAGGUAUUGUCUUGGAUUCUGGUGAUGGUGUAUCACAUACUGUACCAAUUUAUGAAGGUUAUGCUUUGCCUCAUGCAAUUUUACGUUUGGAUUUGGCUGGACGAGACCUUACAGAUUACUUAAUGAAAAUCCUUACUGAACGUGGUUAUUCUUUCACAACUACUGCUGAGCGGGAAAUUGUGCGAGAUAUUAAAGAGAAAUUAUGCUAUGUUGCCUUGGAUUUUGAACAAGAAAUGGCAACAGCUGCAUCUUCGUCUUCACUAGAGAAAUCUUAUGAAUUGCCCGAUGGCCAAGUGAUCACAAUUGGUAAUGAAAGAUUCCGUUGUCCCGAAGCUCUAUUCCAACCUUCAUUCUUGGGAAUGGAAUCCUGUGGUAUUCAUGAGACAACUUACAAUUCUAUCAUGAAAUGUGAUGUUGACAUUCGUAAGGACCUUUAUGCAAACACUGUUCUCUCUGGUGGUACCACAAUGUAUCCUGGAAUUGCCGAUCGUAUGCAAAAGGAAAUCACUGCUUUAGCUCCAAGCACCAUGAAGAUAAAGAUCAUUGCUCCACCAGAAAGGAAGUAUUCCGUAUGGAUCGGAGGAUCCAUCCUAGCUUCUUUGUCUACCUUCCAGCAGAUGUGGAUUUCCAAACAAGAGUAUGAUGAAUCCGGACCUUCCAUUGUUCACCGUAAAUGCUUCUAAACUAUAGGAGCUAGUGCUGGAUCACGAAAGAUUCCUUAAUGUUCUUUCCUGUCUUACUCAAUCAUGUCCUAUGUAAAAUAAACUUUAAUAAGCAGAUUUGAUUUUUAAGUGGUUUAUACCUGUGUAAGAUAUCUUCACCUUCCAUGGUAUUUAUUGUAUUUUGGUAAUAAAUUGAUUCAUCACUCUUAA